ACGGACCUCUGUUGUCAGUUGCCACCCAAGACGUGAUUCAGCUCCCAACAAUCACCAUUAUCUGUCCCCGCAGUUCGACGAUACGCGACGAAUCUGUAAUGAUGACGAGUGUUUCCUUCGCGCAUUGUUGAGGCUCUGAGGGUUGUUGGUUUUUUUUCUUCUUCCUCCAUUAUCAUUAUUCCACCUAUACCGUCAUUGGGCGACGGCAACUCCAGCCCUUUCAGGUGCUCCGCGGAGGAGGAGGAGGCUUUAUAAGCGGAGCAGCCCUUCUGUGUGUGUGCAGCUUAUAGGAAGAGCUGUUUGUGUAAACACUGACACACACACACACACACACACACAAACACACACUGGUGAGAGCUGCUGUUUGGACAGUGCGUAAAGUGGAGAGGGAUCCGCCGCCGUUUGUUUCGUCUCCUCCUUGGGAAAGGUCUUCUACUUUGAGUGCUUGUUUAUUUCUGCACCCCCCAAAAAAAACCAACCCCCAAACCAAACAAACGCGGGGCUUCACGCGAGGGACGCGAUGGCUGCUGCACCGACCAAGUUCAGUUUUUCCGUCCGGAGCAUCUUGGAUCUGCCCGAGCAGGAUGCGGAGGCUGCGCCGCGGUACUCCUCCUCCUCCUGCUCCUCCAGCUCGCCCUACUCCUCCUGGAUGGACUGCGACCGGAGCCCCUGCGUGUCCUCCGACGAAGGGAGCCUCGAGGCCUCCCCCGACUCGACCAAGCCGGACGACGCGUCCCUGGACUCGGAGCCCGACAGGAGCAAGAAGAGCAAGAAGCGCCGCGUUCUGUUCUCCAAGGCCCAGACGCUGGAGCUGGAGAGGCGCUUCCGCCUGCAGCGCUACCUGUCCGGGCCCGAGAGGGAGCAGCUGGCGCGGCUCCUCGGCCUGACGCCGACCCAGGUGAAGAUCUGGUUCCAGAACCACCGCUACAAGAUGAAGAGGGGCCGGGCGGACGGGGCGCUGCUGCUCGGGGACGCGGAGAUGGCGCACCAGCCCCCGGUGCUGCGCAGGCUCGUCGUCCCGAUCCUGGUGCGGGACGGGAAGCCCUUCCACACCUGCCUACUGGACUCGGAGAAAGCCGGCUGUUUGCCCGCUUCCUCUCAGGCGGUGCCCUUCCCCUUGGCCUACCCGGCUCUGCAGCAUCCCUCCCCGCUCGCCCUGCCUCCCAGGUACCAGCACUUUCCCACCUCCCUCCAGGCCUCCAGAUUCGCCUGGAGGGACUUCUGGAGCGACCCGGUCCACUUUAACGCGUUCAAAUGAAGGGCCUCGGUUUUCAUUCUUUAUUUCUAUUAAUGCACAAGCUCAUUUAGAAUCGCAUCAAAUGUUUUCUGAAUGCAAAAACGAAUUUUGAGCAACUUAAACGUUUAGAUUUUUCUCUAGAGAACAAAAGGUAUUUUGCACAUUUUCUUUGAAUAUUUGUUACUUUUGGAAAUACUGAUAUUUUCUCACACACAGCCUGUGUUUUUAAUUAUCCCUCGAGAUAAUGUAUUUGUAUGUUUUUUUAAAGCCGUUUAAAACCUAAUAUUUGUACAAAUGACUUGUUGUUGAUGUGACAUGAUGUACAGUAGGCUGCAGUAGAAGAGGGGGCAGCAAAGUUUGAAGGAACAAAUAAUGUUAUCUGCUUUAUUUUUUAAGUGUUUCCCUCUUUGAAUUGUUUUUAUUUGUGGAAAAAAAAAGUAUUAAUAAAAUCGCUCACAUAUUUUGUAUGAUA
Scophthalmus maximus (turbot) is the source of this 1709-nucleotide messenger RNA. RefSeq names its product NK2 transcription factor related, locus 9 (Drosophila) (gene nkx2-9). Lineage: Eukaryota; Metazoa; Chordata; Actinopteri; Pleuronectiformes; Scophthalmidae. The record is from RefSeq and is a predicted model, not a curated record. Gene Ontology annotation, molecular function: RNA polymerase II cis-regulatory region sequence-specific DNA binding; DNA-binding transcription factor activity, RNA polymerase II-specific. Gene Ontology annotation, cellular component: nucleus. Gene Ontology annotation, biological process: regulation of transcription by RNA polymerase II; cell differentiation. The transcript has 2 exons. The coding region runs from base 521 to 1258 and encodes 245 amino acids.